CUUGAAACUUCCGGCGUGACUUGUCUCCGUCUAAGGCAUUUUUAGAUGUAAAUAAGGCGAACACUAAAGGUCUCUUCCCAGACGUCCGGAUUGUAUCGAAGAGGUAACAAUACGAAAUUCAGAGGCAAUGAAGCUUAUUAUAGCGAUCUCUUUUGCCCUGUUUACUUUAGCCAACUGCGUUUGCAUUCAAAAAGAAGAAGGAGGGCCAGUCCAUUGCUGUGAUCAGAGAGAACAUGGCGGUUCCUUGCGAUGUUGCGCGGGGCGAAACAGCAGUUGCGGCAUGGAGAAUUUUGUUCACAGCGCUCUGUGUUUUUGCGAUGAAUUCUGUGAAGCCGCUGGGGACUGCUGUCCGGAUUUCGAGAGCGUAAAAGAGCCAUGUGGAUGGGGAAAGCGUAAGUCAGAAUAUUGAAAUGUUUUGUGCUUUCUUUGUACCGGCGUUUAGAGUCAAUAGCCGUUAUUUACGGGUUGAAGGCUCUACCUUAGACUGCACCAGUUUUUCGCCAUUUUUGAAUGUUUAUAGCUAUUAAGCGGUUUGGGCAAACAAUGAUGGCUCCUCGUGAGUCUGUUUGGAUAUCACGGGUCUGUUGAUAUUUUUAACGCCCGAUCCGAGCCAGCAUUGUUCAAUGAUAAAAUCUUAAUACUUUUUGUGAUAGUAUAUUAGUUGUAUUUUUUCCUUUUUAGCAGAAAGGCCGAUAAGCGCGUUGAGUUUAUUGUCCAUUAAUUGAUUCUUUGUUUCCCACCGAAAUGGGUGAAAAAGCGUUGGCGGCUUUGACAACUGAAGAUAAGUUUGUUUUACCUUCGGAAAUAAAAACAAUUAGAUCUCAAGCGAAUCGGCCAAAGAGGUCGCACUCUUCUCUGAAGCCGCGAGAAAGAAGUGUCUUGUCGUGGACGUGUUUUCUGUUACAACACUGUCAUAACCCGACUUCCUUUUAACGGAGGGCGAAGACCGGCUAUCCGCAAAGAACGAACACCAAAAUGGCAGGAAAAAAGAGCCGCGACAGAGAAAAAAAAUGGCUGGUUUAGUUUUCUUAAAGGGGAUUACUAAGUGAGAUAAGAGAAGAGCUCAAUUUAUAGAAAGAAAAUGAAUUGAUGGUGUCACUCAGUUUUCUCGUGUCGUGUCCAGUUGAAGGGUACACAGAGCAUUCAUUGUUAUUUCUUGGUCGGUGAGGUCACUUUUUUCCGGCUAUGCAAUACUGAUCUGCCGUAUUUAUUUCUUUCAUCUUAGCGGCAAACAUAAGCCUUUUAGUGUACUUCUCGCAGAUUUUGCAGAAAAAAAACGGGUUUAAAGAUGUAUUAUUUUAAAAAGCUCUUGGGGCCGGAUUUCAAAGUAUAUGGCUAGUCCAAACAAUUAUUCACCAAACUUUUCAAAUCGUGUUCCUAAUAACGUCCUGUAUGGGGUAAAAGACAAGGGGAUAGAUAGGUUUAUCAUAAGUUGUUAACGAGUACAGUAACAUAAAAAUUGUUAAAGUUGAUUGUUUACAUCGUAAAUCGAGCCUGACGAAAUUUCGUGACAGAUAAAUGAUGCCAAAAAUAGAAAGAGAAGAUGAUAAAGUUGCUGAUAGGAAGGUAUUCGUCCUUGUCACUUAACAUUUUUACUAGUUCAAAUUUAGUUCAAGCCAUUUGACACGUUUGUACUUUGUAGCCCAAAAGAAUAUACGAGAGCUAUCGUUGGUCUUUUUUUAAACUUUUUUCGUUUUAUUUGGUUUAAAAGUUGGGUAAGGAGAUACGACGCCAUCUUGGUUCAUUUUUUUGAUGGGGAUUUAGCAGUAAAGCGCUUAAUAUAUUCCGAAUUAAAGUGAAACGUAAAGAGUGUCUUGUCGACUUUUGCCUACCAGAAAGAAAAUGUUUCAUCCUCUUUAAGAUCUGAGAGAAAAAGAGGCAGUCAAAAAUAACUAGCAUGUGGAAAGAUCCUUUAAUACACAAAUUUCCCUCGAACUUGGAGAGCUUUAAUACUACUGAGACUGUAGAGAGUGAGUUUUUAACACAGUUCUUCUUAGGAUGUCUCUAUUGGAGAACGUGAGUAACCUCUGAAAUUCCGAGGAACCACGUUACGGCCAUUUGACAUUUUUCUCAUUUGUAUCAUAGUAGCUAUUCAUCUAUCAAACUGAGAAUUUAGGCCAGAAGUAUAAAUAGAUUUUAAAAUAGAAGUUCUAGUAAUGACUCUGUAAAGAGGAUUUCCCAAAUCUUUCGUCUGAUGAUACAAAGUACCGGUACCAAUCUCUCUCCAUAUUAAGUUUCUUUCUGCAGGGGUUCGGAUGAGAAUGGUGUUUUUCAAUCCUGAGAAUUAAACACUGCAUCACUCACUCAACAGCGAAGAGUAUAUAAUGACGCCAUUUACUGUAACUUAAAUCAGGAAAACUUAAAAUUCUUGCUCCUGUUGAUAGCCGGCUCGGAGAAUGUCCUUAUUUCAUCGAAGGAAUGCGUAGGCAUAGCUCACGAAUCAUCGAUUGAAACAGUUAAAAGACCCGGGCGGGUUACAUAAGGAUUAGGGUGAAGUGUAUCUAAAGGUUUCAAAAAUCUUUUUUGAUUGCUUGAUGAGAAACACCCAACAGAUUUAAACAUAGUUACUUUUUUAGGUAGAAAUUUGGAAAAAAUUAUUCUCUUCUGCUUGAUAUCAGAAAAAAUACAAUUAAUAUUUAGAGAUCGAUUAUACUAAAAGCCGUACAUACUUAAAAAGCGGCUUGUUGGCCAUACACGAUAGACUCGGUCACAAAGUUGACAAACAACUUCAACAGAAGCUUCUGGAAUCCUUGACAACUUUUUGAAUUACGAUAGGAGAAUUAAAGGCCCUGUUUAGAUUAGAUUGUGACUUAAUUGGCCCUAAAAACCCAAUUGUGAUCGGCGAAGUUGAUCUAAAACGAGUUAAAAAUUUUCUCCGAUUACAGCACUACUUGAUAGUUCCUCGUGUUUUUUACUGCGUUCAGAGUUAAAGUUCAAUUAUUAUUUCCUUGCUUUCUAUCAUCGAUUAAUAAAAAAGAUCUAACUUGCGCACAUUUUAGGCCGGAACUAAUGGGUCGUGUUUAGAAUCAAGAGUGAUAGACGAAAAUGACACAAGAGGGCAACAAACUUAUCAUCAUAAAGGGCUAAGCGUGACCCCAAGCUUGCCGAGUUUACGUCUGGUCCACGUGCUCGGGGACUGAUAUCUGUUUUCACGUCAUCAAGACCCAUCAAUAACACCGACCAUUAAUAUCAUAUCGGAAAGAUGAUAAACAAAAGCACGAGCCACCGACAAAACAAACUGACAGUGUCGUAAAAGUUAUUGACAGAGUAUAGGAGGGAUUCUGGGACGCCGCUUUGUCCACUCUCGCCUGGUAAAAACGAACGAAAACAGUUAAAACCACUGAAAUAACAUUGCGUCAACCGUUGUAGUGAUCAGAAAAGGUUUAUGCAGUUCCUAAGUCGAUCUGACCAAUCAGAACAGGUGUAGUUACAUUUCAAUGAACCAACAGAACCUGGUCCCAGGCGCAAGCGCGGGAAAAAGCUGGUGCAGAAGGUCCAGAAUAGUCGCUUGGUUUUGUUUUCACUUCUGAUUGGCUGACAAAUUGGUGUAUUUAUAUCUGUGUAACCAAUCAUGGCAAAGCAAAGCUCUCACAGCUGCUUCACUUCAAACACUAUUUUGUUUCCAAAAACAUACAAUUGUUUUGUUGGCUGAGCAUUUCUCGAGCUUUUGGCAGCAAUACAGUUCUUACACAAGAUGUCUGACCUUUCUAAAAGGCAAGUCUGCUCUCUAAGGGACUUGCUGAUUCCGGUUCAAUCUCUUUUGACUGUGUUGAAACAUAACUACGUCACAGUAUGUAUGAACUUCCCACUAUCACUUGACUGACAGAGAGAAUACGUCUUCUCCUAAGUCCUUAGUCCCUAUUUUUAAGACUGUUCAAUUUCGUUGCGCAAAAGAUGAUUUACAGCCAUAUUUGCUUACGUUUGUAAAGCAAAAUUGUUUUGUAAAAUGGCUGGCACAAUGCCAUAUAAGUCACUUGUAGCGUUCAAAUCAUGAGAGCUCAACUACGCAUGCUUUGUCUCCAUAGGGAAGCGAGAUUGUGAGGUAAGCAAAUGGUCAGAUUGGGGUCCCUGCGAGCCGACAUGCGGUGUAGGUGUUAGUAAGAGAACUCGUACCGUCAUUUUCGUGCCAUUGAACGGAGGCAAGGAAUGUCCACCACUUACAGAAAAGAAAGGAUGCCUCAACAAGAUUUGUGGAAGGGAGGCUGGUAAGAACCACUGGGAUUUCUUUCAGAUCACGUGACGUUUUCGCCUAGUGUUACUAUAAUCUCUCGGGAGACUGCGACAAUCGCAACGAUGUAGUUUUUUAUUCGCGAAUAAUCUACAUUAGCCCCUCAAAUGUCAAAUAUGUAGAAUUGUGCGCCUUUUAGAAAACAUGAAAAAAAGGUUAUAAAUUUGUGAGAAAUGAAGACACGUUAAUUUAUAGGGUGAAAUAACAAGAAAGAAGAUCGUUUGACUAGAGCUUUGAAUUCUUGGUAGAGAAACCUUAAGUUUAGGAAAAGAACCAUACACAGACUAACAUGUUAUAACUACAAAGUUUAUGUAUAGUACCUUGUGAAAGUUCACACCACUGGGAUUCAUUCUCGGACUCAAUAAACAGUACCUUGUGGAAGCACAGUUGAGAGAAGCUUUCAUUCGCAUUUUCAUGAUCGUACGACGGGAUUUUGUGUAAAGAUGCACAUUUAGAACCAUACAUUUCCUCUUGGUUUUUUCAGGUUUAGCGCGCAUUCUGCCUCACAAGUACGAGAAAGAUCGGGGGAUCUCAAAGUGGAAAAGCAUCAAACCAGCAUCGAAACAAGUUAAGACAGAGAAACCAAAAAGGUAGUAUUCUCUCGUACCAGUAGUAGUUUUUCGCGUGCUCGUUCUGCAUGCACGCAUGUAAUUAGAGCUCAUUUUCGAUGGGAGCGCCGGUCUGCAGGCUCUCAGAUAUUGGUCUGCCGAGCGGGAUGAGAUGGGUUCAAACCCCGUCCGCAAAAAAGAACCCACAAUGCAGUUCUAAAAGAGUAGGAGAUUUAGACCCCGGUGUUGUGGUCUAUCUCUCAUGGAGGGAGAGGAGAGAGGGGACUGUUAGACCCUUUGAUGCUGAAUAUGACGUCAUCGCCAUCGUCCUCAUCAUUAUCACUUUUAUUUGUACACGGUAAAAACAAUCAAGCUAAAUAUACAAUAUGCAAUAUCCUAAAAAUGUUUACAAACUAUAGAAUUAACGGUAAUAGCAUUUACAAAGAUGAAUGUUAAAAUAAAUAAAUAAAUAAAAUUCAUUUAUAAAAUUAAAGCCUGUUUUCCAUGAAUGCCGUGUUCGAGCUAGAAGUUAACAGUUUCCGAAAGCCAGUCAAAGAUUUUGCUUGUCUUACAUCAGUAGGCAAAUUGUUCGUCAGAACGGCUCCGCUGUAGCAGAAGCUGUUUCUAUAGUAACUGGUUCGUGGCAAGGGAAGAGCAAGCUUGUUUUCAGAAUCUCUAAGGUUAUAAGACAAUGUUAUAUGACAAAGUUUUUUUUUCCCACAGACCGAGCUACUGUGUUAACUACAAGGUAUUCUUCAAACACCCUCAUUGCAAGAAUACCUGGGCAGACCAACUCGACCCACAGAAGCCAAUCUGUGUGGAAUGUCAGGAUCACACUAUGAACAGACACGGCAAAUGCAAGGGAGAAGGGAUUAGUGCCGAAAUAACUCUCUGGGAGGGGGUGGACCUGCGGAGUUGUUACGGUGGUUGGAUGAAACUUGGACCGAGGAUCCCCAACUGUAAAUGUGAAAACGAAGAAUUUAACAACUUUAUAUUUGUAUAAAGUCAGUUAAAAUAACGAUUUAGCUUUUAUUUCUUUUGCUGUGUUUAAAUCAUUCCUCGUCGUUAAAAGGAUGUUACUUGACUCAGGUUCAUUGAAUAUGUCUUGGUACAAUUCCGUAUCUAUUGCUUAUAUUUACUCAUAAAUAACUCAGCGAUAUUCAGUUGAUCUGAGCGAAUAAUAUUGUAUAGUUUCAUUUUUGUAGCUAAGCAUAUAAGUGAUAAAAAAUAACUUGUUUUCGCAUAACUCACUCUCAGCUUACAUCUUCCACGGCUUGUGCAAAAUAAUAUGUCGCUAUCUUUUUAUCACAUUUUAGUAGCUUCAUACGAGACUUUUUGCAUAUGCUUAAAGAGGAAAUGAAAAAUGGGAAAGACUAAUUAAUGUGACAACCCAUUUUGCAAUAUGCACUAACACAAUUUAGUCUAUCUCACUUUCUUAAAGACUGAAUCAUUGGAUAACGCAAUACUAGAGCUCGGAUUGGCUUAGCCAUCACGGAAUAUUCAACAAUUAUUCCUCGAGCCCGAAGGGGCUCUAAGUCAAUAGCCUAUGAGGCCGAAGGCCGCAUGAGCUUUUGGCUCAGACUGAGGCCCAUGAGGGCGAGAGGAAUAAUUGUUUUAGUACAAUUUGAACUAGUUUUUCAAAAAUAUCGAGAAUAAAAAACUUUUAGCUAGUUAAAGCUAGACUUUGAUCCUUUUUUGCUGCCAAAAAGCCCACGCUUUUCGCUACUAGUGGGCUAUAACAUAUAGCCUAGUAGUAGCUCAACCAAUCAGAACGCAGCAUUGAUAAUAGACCACUAGUUGGAUUUUACUAACAGCCAUUAUACCAGGCUCUCCAAGGUAACUGUAGCGUCUGCUCGAAAUUGAAAACAAGCUGAAAAUCGGUUAUUUUUACAAAUAAAGUAGGGAAGAAUUCUCGAUAUUCUUUGGGCGUUUUUAAUAAAAUAAUUAUUCCACUCGCGCUUGUUGGAUAUGAGAUGAUUAUAACCAACUCGGCGCUACGUGUCUCAUUGGCUAUGACCAUCUCAUAUCCAACGCGCACUCGUGGAAUAAUUGUUAAUUAGUUUAUCUUAAAGGUUUCUAAGAUUGAUAAGAUUAACCUAAGUGCUAUUAGAUGUUCCUUUACUCUCUCUUGACACACACUUCCAUUAAUUGGUUUGAGUUGACAAUGACAUUCAGUUCAGAGUAAUUUAAUGAUAGCUUCUUCUCUGGUAAGUAGAGGUAUACGUAAAGAAAAAAUGGGAGGGAUAAUGGAAAGGGUUAG
This is a messenger RNA of Porites evermanni, 7036 nucleotides long. Lineage: Eukaryota; Metazoa; Cnidaria; Anthozoa; Scleractinia; Poritidae. The record is from the annotation of a GenBank genome assembly.